Molecule: messenger RNA, 1089 nt
Organism: Tarenaya hassleriana
Lineage: Eukaryota; Viridiplantae; Streptophyta; Magnoliopsida; Brassicales; Cleomaceae
Product: homeobox-leucine zipper protein ATHB-52
Exons: 2
Coding region: 271-768 (165 amino acids)
Biological process (GO): positive regulation of DNA-templated transcription
Cellular component (GO): nucleus
Molecular function (GO): sequence-specific DNA binding; DNA-binding transcription factor activity, RNA polymerase II-specific
Source: RefSeq, a predicted model, not a curated record
AAAAAUACCAUAUUUUUUUAUUCAAUAAGAUUUGGAUAAUAUAUUUUACUUUAGUGGUACGACCAACCCACGUGAAUGCAUGCAUGUAUUUAAAGAAAAGGCUUGCUAAUCGAAUAGUUAAUAAAUUAAUUAAUUUAGAUGUUUAAUAUGCUUUAAUAUUAUUUGUUUUUCAUUUUGAGCAGUUGGCUGGGUCGGGGGCCCUACAGUGUCGUUCCCGAAUAGACUGUCCUCCUACCUUGACUCUCUAUUUAUAUAUAUCAAGAACCAAACAUGGAGAAGCCCCAAACACAAACCAGAAACAGGAAAAAGAGACUGACACAAGGGCAAAUCAGUGUGUUGGAGAAGAGUUUCGUGAUGAACAAGAAACUGGAGCCGGAGCUUAAGCAUCAACUGGCCAGCCAGUUGGGUUUGCCACCGAGACAAGUCGCUGUCUGGUUCCAGAAUAAACGGGCAAGGUGCAAGACCCAGACCCUCGAGCUCCAGCACGGAGCCAUCAUGGAGAAGCUCGAAGCCGCUCUGGCCGACAAGAGAAGGCUUGAACGUGAGGUUAAGUUUCUGCAAGAAGAGCUGAGGAAAUCGAGGGAUCAACUCUCGAGGCCGAUGACGAAAAACGGCCAUCUUGAUCAUCGAACCGCUUCUCCGGUGGAUGAUUCUAACUGUUCGGGUGAUUGUUUCGCCGGUAAUGAUCAUCAGGUCAUGGGGUUGGACGAGCUUUACGCUUGUUUGAUCACCAGUGGACAUGGAUCUACUUCAGCCUCAUGGAUUUGACCGAACCGGGACAAGAUUUUGGUUCUUGUCUCAGUUAUGUUUCAUGAUGUUCUUUCAGUUGUCCUUCUGAGUCAUGUCAGAAGAGAUUUAUCAUCUGGAACUAAAGUCCUUUGAUAGAUCUGUAGUUUGUGUGAACAAAACCCUUUCUUCAUUCACUGCUCGUAUAGGAGAUUCCACGUUGUGAAACACGAGCUGGAAACCAUCGAUAUACGAUUGCGUUGUUGUUCAUAGGUAUUGAUGUAUUUCUCUGAUUCUACGACAUAGAGUAGCUGAAUGUAUUGGUGAAAACCCUAGAUAUGUCAAUGUGGAAACCAGAAACAA